AUGGCUUUGGAACGAAAUCGUCUCCGACUGCUCUGCAUGAUGUCCAUGACUUUUGCGUUUUUCAUUGUUGAGGUUGUUGUCAGCCGUAUGACUGCUUCCCUGUCAAUGCUGUCAGACUCUUUCCAUAUGCUGUCGGAUGUCAUAGCCCUGGUUGUGGCCCUGAUUGCUGUGCACUUCUCUGAGAAAACUCAAGCAACGAGUAAAAAUACUUUCGGUUGGAUCAGAGCAGAAGUGAUGGGUGCUCUGGUCAACGCCGUGUUCCUGACUGCCCUGUGCUUUACCAUCAUUCUUCAGGCAGUCGAGCGGUUCACAGUGCCUCACGAGAUUGAGAGUCCCCGAGUGGUUAUUGGAGUUGGAGCUGCGGGACUUCUUGUAAACUUGCUAGGUCUUUUGUUGUUCCACGGACACGCAGGACACGGUCACUCGCAUGGUGGCUGUCAUGGAAUUAACAAACUUCACAAAUCCGAGGGAGUAGGGAGAGAAUCCAUUGAAGAUGAGACCAGUAGGUCUAUCCUGUUUGAUUGCAGUCUGAAGACAGGGGAUCUCAGAGCAGGUCCAGGAGGAGAUCAAGGUAUGUCUGUUGUAUUUACCUUUCCUUCUGUGGUAGUCUGAUAAUUAUAGGGUAUAUGAGUAAUGUUCUUUGUGAUCAUCAAUUAACACAAAGUUUAGUGUAGGGAAAUGAAUAUACCAUUGUUUAAAGUGAUACUUCAGGAUUUUGGCAGUGAAGCCAUUUAUCUACUUGCCCAGAGUCAGAUGAACUCGUGGAUGGCAUUUUUAUGUCUCUGCAUGCAAUUUGAAGGAAGUUGCAAACUAGCGUUAGCGCAAUGACUGGAAGUCUAUGGUAACUGCUAGCAUGCUAGUUGAAAACCCAACAAGGAGGUAACAAUCCUGCAAAUUAAUUGUUAUUACAUUUUUAGUAGACACGCUUAUCCAGAGCGACUUACAGGAACAAUUAGGGUUAAGCACCUUGCUCACGGGCACAUUGACAGAUUUUUCACCAGCUCAGGUUUUCAAACCAGCAACCUUUCGGUUACCGGCCUAACACUCUUAACCGCUAGGCUACCUGCUGGUCUAAUCUGCUGCCCUAAUCUGUUCGUAGAUGAGCACAGGGUAGCCUAAUAGUUAGAGGGGAAAUGAGGGUAGGUCUAUAUAAAUGUGAAAAUAUAAAAGGGUCUUUGUAUAAAGGCCUAUAUUAUUCAUCAUUCAGGAUUCUUAUGCUUAGCCUGGGUACCAGUCUAUUUGUGUUAACAUUCCACUCCUUGUAACCCGUGUCAUAUGUUUGGCAUAUGCCAUGCCAAACAUAUGACACGGGUUACAAGGAGUGGAAUGUUAUCACAAAUCAGGUAUUUUAUGUUCCAUACUCCACAGAAAUCCCCAAUAAGGACAACCUUGAGGUCCACAUGAAGGACAUCUCCCUGGAGGAGUUGAACGAGAGCCAUCAUGACUCUGCUUCACAGCUCAACAUGCAGGGUGUCUUCCUCCAUGUGCUGGGUGAUGCCCUCGGCUCUGUCAUCGUUGUGGUCAACGCUCUCACCUUCACCUACGUGUGGCAGCCUUGUCAUGCUGGAGAGACCUGUGUCAACCCAUGCUACAACAGCCACGACUACACUGACCACCACCAACAACAUGUCAAUGCUACACUGGUCACCAUGCUUGGUAGUAGUACCCAGACUACAGUGCACCUCACUGGGCCUUGCUGGGUGCUCUACCUCGACCCCACACUCUGCAUCAUCAUGGUGGGCUUCUUACUCUAUACCACCUUCCCUCUCCUGAAGGAGUCAGCCCUCAUCCUCCUACAGACUGUUCCUAAACAGAUAGACAUGCACCGGCUGCUGGCUAGGCUCAGGGGUCUGGAUGGUGUGUUGUCUGUCCAUGACCUACACAUCUGGCAGCUGGCAGGGAGCAGGAUCAUUGCCACAGCACACAUCAAAUGCCUAGACCCUGCUAACUACAUGGAUGUGGCCAAGCGAAUCAAAGGCCUCUUUCAUGAUGAGGGUAUCCAUGCCACGACGGUUCAACCAGAGUUUGUUACUGUUAACUUUGAAUCUAAUAUUUACGCCUGUGAGCUGUCCUGUCGGACGCAGUGUGCCCCGAAGCUGUGCUGUGGAAGCUUUGACAGAACAGCACUAGGAGGACCUGUUGGAGAAGAGGUUGUUUCUUCUCAGUCAACCUCAAUACAACAGUCACCCUCUGCAGCUACCAUCAAGCUAACUGCCACGUAG
Molecule: messenger RNA, 2222 nt
Organism: Coregonus sp. 'balchen'
Lineage: Eukaryota; Metazoa; Chordata; Actinopteri; Salmoniformes; Salmonidae
Source: the annotation of a GenBank genome assembly